Messenger RNA from Ornithorhynchus anatinus (platypus), 3454 nucleotides. It is a transcript of the gene KLC2, whose product is annotated as kinesin light chain 2. Gene Ontology annotation, cellular component: cytoplasm; kinesin complex; membrane-bounded organelle. NCBI's taxonomy places the organism in Eukaryota, Metazoa, Chordata, Mammalia, Monotremata, Ornithorhynchidae. The record is from RefSeq and is a predicted model, not a curated record. Gene Ontology annotation, molecular function: kinesin binding. The transcript has 16 exons. Bases 159 to 2045 code for a protein of 628 amino acids. Gene Ontology annotation, biological process: microtubule-based movement.
GGGAGCGGAGUCUUGCUCAUCCCGAUCCCGCUCCCGCUCCCGCCGGUCCUGCUGGGAUGGAGGCGGCGGAGCCGGGUCGGGAAGGCCGGGCUCGGUGAGGCGGAGGCGGCGUCCUGCUCAGGCCGUGUCGUCCGUCCGGUCCGUCCGUCCGCCCGGCCAUGGCCACCAUGGUGAUCCCCCGGGAGGAGAAGCUGAGCCAGGAUGAGAUCGUGCUGGGCACCAAGGCGGUGAUCCAGGGCCUGGAGACCCUGCGCGGGGAGCACCGGGCCCUGCUGGCCUCCCUGCUGGACAGCGUGGCCGGCCGGGAGCCCGACGACGCGGAGCCCGCCGCCCAGGAGCGCUCCGGCCUCCUCCGCCGCUCCCUGGAGGCCAUAGAGCUGGGCCUCGGGGAAGCCCAGGUGAUCCUGGCCCUGUCGGGCCACCUGGGCGCGGUGGAGUCGGAGAAGCAGAAGCUGCGGGCCCAGGUGCGGCGGCUGGUGCAGGAGAACCAGUGGCUGCGGGAGGAGCUGGCCGGGACGCAGCAGAAGCUGCAGCGCAGCGAGCAGGCCGUGGCCCAGCUGGAGGAGGAGAAGCAGCACCUGCUCUUCAUGAGCCAGAUCCGAAAGCUGGACGACGACGGAUCCCCCAGUGAAGAGAAGGGGGACGUGUCGAAGGACUCUCUGGAUGACCUGUUUCCUAACGAGGACGAGCAGAGCCCAGCCCAGGGCCCGGGCGGGGGGGACGCCGCGGCCCAGCACGGGGGCUACGAGAUCCCGGCCCGCCUGCGCACGCUGCACAACCUGGUGAUCCAGUACGCCUCCCAGGGCCGCUACGAGGUGGCCGUGCCGCUCUGCAAACAGGCCCUGGAGGACCUGGAGAAGACGUCCGGCCACGACCACCCAGAUGUGGCCACCAUGCUCAACAUCCUGGCCUUGGUCUACCGAGACCAGAACAAGUACAAAGAGGCCGCUCACCUGCUCAAUGACGCUCUGGCCAUCCGCGAGAAGACCCUGGGCAAGGACCACCCGGCCGUGGCGGCCACGCUGAACAACCUGGCAGUCCUGUACGGCAAGAGGGGCAAGUACAAGGAAGCCGAGCCUCUGUGCAAGCGGGCCCUGGAGAUCCGGGAGAAGGUGCUGGGCAAGUUCCACCCGGACGUGGCAAAGCAGCUGAACAACCUGGCGCUGCUCUGCCAGAACCAGGGCAAGGCGGACGAGGUGGAGUAUUACUACCGGCGAGCCCUGGACAUCUACCAGGCCCGGCUCGGCCCCGACGACCCCAACGUGGCCAAGACCAAGAACAAUCUGGCCUCCUGCUACCUGAAGCAGGGCAAGUACCAAGAUGCCGAGAUUCUGUACAAGGAGAUCCUGACCCGGGCCCACGAGAAAGAGUUCGGCUCCGUCAACGGGGACAACAAGCCCAUCUGGAUGCACGCGGAAGAGCGGGAGGAGAGCAAGGACAGACAACAAGACAGCGCCCUCCACGGGGAAUACGGCAGCUGGUACAAAGCCUGCAAGGUGGACAGCCCCACGGUGAACACGACCCUGCGCAGCCUGGGGGCCCUCUACCGGCGCCAGGGCAAGAUGGAGGCCGCGCACACGCUGGAGGAUUGCGCCAGCCGAAGCCGCAAGCAGGGCCUGGAUGCCGCCAGCCAGAACAAAGUGGUGGAGCUGCUGAAGCAGGGCGGGGGACGGGGCGAGCGGCGGAGCGGCCGCGAGGGCUCCUCCUCCCCCGGGGCCGCGGGGCCGCGGGCCGACACCGAGCCCGACGACGCGGGCGCCCCCGCCGAGUGGUCCGGGGACGGAAGCGGGUCCCUGCGGCGCAGCGGCUCCUUCGGGAAGCUCCGGGACGCCCUGAGGCGCAGCAGCGAGAUGCUGGUGAAGAAGCUGCAGGGGGGCGGCCCUCAGGAGCCCCCGAACCCCCGGAUGAAGCGGGCCAGCUCCCUCAACUUCCUCAACAAGAGCACGGAGGAGCCCGUCCAGUCCGGGACCACCAACCUGUCAGACAGCCGGACGCUCAGCUCCAGCUCCGUGGAUCUCUCGCGUCGCAGCUCUCUCGUCGGCUAACGGGGAGACCCGCCCCCCAGCACCAUCCUGCUGCUUGUCACGUCUCGGGGUGAGGGGCCGGGGAGGGGGAGUCCCCGUUUCCGCCCGCCUCGAUUCUUCCCCUCCCCACUAUCGGCCGGCUCACCCAGGGCCCCCCCUGUCUUUUCUGUUCGAUCUCAGGGUAACCCCCUCCCCCUUCUCCCACUCUCCGCCCCCGACCGGCGACGCCCCAAGCGGCCCCGCUCUGCUUGCGGGGGUCGGAGCAGCCCGGGAUUUCCACCCUGUUAUUUAUUCUCCACUUCGGGGGGCGCGGGGGGGGGAAGGGGCGAGCGGGGGUGCGAGGAGGGGCGGCGCAGGAGGCUGGACUCCCACCGGCGGGAGAACGGGCAAAACCUGGGAGCCGGAAGCAGGGGCCCGCGGAGGGCCGGCCGCCCCCUCCCACCCCCGUGGGCUUCUCAGAUGAGAGGCAGGAGCUUGGGCCUCCCGACCCUGACGGAGGCAACGGUGACCACCUCCUCCUCCCUCCCCUCCCUCCCCCCGCCCCCCUCCCCAGCCCCUGGCCGCCGCUUCUGUAUAUAGAGAGAUAAGUUAUUGGCCACGACCCCUCCCCCGUCCUCCACCCCACCGUCGGCAGCACUGGAGUUAUUCUCCCCUGGGUGGGGGCCGCCCGUGGGACGACCCCCUCGGGGGGAUUGGCUGUGGGGGCUCAUGGCCGUUUGUCCCUGACCUCUGCCCAGGGUAGCACUGGAGCCUUUACUCUCCACUCCCCGCCCUUCCCCCCAUCUCCCUUUUCCGAUGGUACAGCUCAGGCCUUAAUCCCCUCCAUCCGCUUGGCGGUAUCUCCCAGGCUGUUACGUACACAUCCCCACACGCACACGGAGACACACACCCCUCCUUUCUCUGCCCUCCCCGCAGAGUCGGGUGGCCCGGUACCAGAUUAGGCCUUCUUCCACGAGUCCACCUCGCACUUGCUGAUUCCUCACCUCCCCCCGGUCCCCGCUCCUUGUCCCCAGAUGGAAUGUCUUGAGCUUUAAUUCCCCCGCCCACCCAAUCCCUCCACCCUACCUUCCCACCUGUAGUUCCCUCCAUCGUUAACGGCCUCUCCCUUUCCCGGCUUCCCCGCCCUCUGACCUCUCCAUUCUGACCCGGUACCUCUCCCGGGGCCUCAUAGCACUCUCGGAGCCCGGGCCCUCGGUGCCCCAGCCCCACGUCCUUCUUACGGUACCUCCCUCGGGAGCCACCGAUCCCUCCCCGUCCGGAGUGGCUCCCGACGCUUCCGCUCCCCCCCCCCCCCCCCACCACCCGGGACUGCGGGACGGGUGGGCCCUGCCCCCUUCCCCUCUCGGUUGGGCGGGGACUGGGGUCCGGGAGCCCCAUCUGCUCUGUAUUUACGACGUCGCCGUAGGAAUAAAAGAUGGUUUGAAUCGGCA